Juglans microcarpa x Juglans regia is the source of this 862-nucleotide messenger RNA. Its product is annotated as vesicle-associated protein 1-3-like. The coding region runs from base 142 to 522 and encodes 126 amino acids. Gene Ontology annotation, cellular component: endoplasmic reticulum membrane; plasma membrane. The record is from RefSeq and is a predicted model, not a curated record. The transcript is spliced from 7 exons. NCBI's taxonomy places the organism in Eukaryota, Viridiplantae, Streptophyta, Magnoliopsida, Fagales, Juglandaceae. Gene Ontology annotation, biological process: endoplasmic reticulum membrane organization.
UAUUAGCCUUCUCAUUAGUAGUGGCAUUCAUCUUUUGAUUGUUAUGUUGACUAACUAAAUUCUGUAAUUAAUGUGGUUUAUAAUGCACAAGUAGAUCUCUGUGAUGAUGAUAAGCACUAUUUGGCUGAUCACCCUGGAUUGAUGCCUGUGACAACUGCACAAGGUGUGGAACUCUCUAAACAGAUUGGUGCUACAUAUUAUAUAGAAUGCAGCUCAAGAACUCAGCAGGUUAAAACAACCAACCCCAAAAAAUAUUGUGUCUGUCCCAAUGUUGGUGUCCUUUUGCCUCGAACCGCACGCAAUGUUACCGUUACAAUGCAAGCUCCAAAAGAGGCACCCCCUGAUUUGCAGUGGAAGGACAAAUUUCUACUUCAAAGUGUUGUUGCACUGGAUGGUGCAACCACAAAAGACAUUACCCAGGAAACGCUUAACAAAGAGGAUGGUAAGGUUGUGGAAGAGUUUAAGUUAAGGGUCAUUUACAUUCCUGCAAAUCCCCCAUCACCUGUCCCUGAAGAAUCUUAAGAAGGUUCUCCUCCCAGAUCAUCAGUGCUUGAGAAUGGGCAUCAAAAUCAGUUAUUGUUUGAUGCUGCCACCAUGAGAAGUGGAAUAAGUCACCAUACGCCACCUCACGGUCCCCUAUUUUAGUAAUCCGAAUGGUGUUCAUUUCAUGCCAUCUCUCUGAGGUUGUUUUGAUGUUUGUGAGGAUGAUGUUAUUGUGAGUAGUCCAAGAGCUGUGGAUCAAGAAAAUGGAAGAAAUGAGGGUGAGAGUUCAGGACAGAGCUGUAUUUUACCACAGCGUGUAAUUUCUGAGCAUAAAAAAGUUAUGAGCAGUUCAGUACUAGCAGAGAAUGCUCUAUCUCCU